CUGGGACAGAUGUCGGAUGAUUAUUUCAAUGGAGGGUCAAGGUGCAGAAUCAUAUCCAUCAUGUUAUAGAAUUUUGAGGAAGUAAAAGGUAUGAUCACUUUAAGAGGAUUCGUCAGAUCCUGCUGAGAUAACCUUAAGUGUGACCGGGCUGCACUCACUAGCCAAAGGAAAAGGAUAAUGAUUUCUCGCUGCAAUUAGCUCAGGAAGAUUCCCAGCGGAUAGCUCGCAUCGCAAGGGCUCCUUGUUAUUACCUUCGCGACGUUCCCAGCCUUGCCAUCAUCCUUUGGACAGGAACACGAACAUCGACAUUAACUACCUUUGGACUACAUCCGUCGCCCUUGUUAAUACUCUUGGAAGAGCAACAUCCUCAGGGAUAAUUAUUCUGGUGCUCUUUGAUAGUCCUACGAGGAUUAACUAACGUGGCAGCUGUUGCCGCCGUUGCUGUUGCUGCCUCCUUCGUUCGUUCCCCUUCAUAUUUCUGACUUCCUAUAGGAAGUGAAUGGAAGGGAAGUUUCAAAGCGGAAAUCGUCGUACCGUAACUCCAACCAUACAUAUACGAUAUUGUGAACUAUAUGGGAAUGUUGGAAGUAAACGAAAAAUGAUAUCAAUAGACGGCUCUGUAUUAAUGAUACUACACAUAGGGAAUGUUAAAAGGAACAAGUAUUAUUCGUUUAAGUGAGAAAAAUCAGCACUGUUCGAAUUUCUAUUUCCUGCGUGGAAGUACUAGCUCUAUAAUUUCAUAAGGCGAUAGGUAGCGACUGCAUCUGUAGAAGCGCUCUUUGGCUUCCUGGCAAUUCCCAUUAUGUCGAUGGAAAAUACCAGGACGUCACUGGCUUCGCUAUCGAGAGUCGAGUAAUGGAAAGUGUGAAAUAAAGGGAAAGACAGAGAGAGAAGGAAGAACGACGGUCGCCAUAAAGCCACAGCAAUUACCAUUUCCGUUUUUAUUCGACACACAGGAUAUUCCUAUUCAUAUGCCAAUGUUAUUUCAGUUCACAUAUACACACGUUCAAAUCGAUUUUCGCGUUACUCCCGUUUUCUAUUGUCAGUCCGUUCCUUUCGAUUCAAUCAAAAAAAAGUUCGAGUAUGACCAGUUUUUAUGAGAUUCAUUAUAUUUUAUGGACACUUUGAUAUUCCAUAAAGAAUAUACCGGUACCGCAAUACACCUGUUCUCCGAUCCAGUUUAACGAAAUAAAAGCAAGGUUUUUCUUUCCUUUCUCGCGAUGGACACUCGAGGAAAUUCCAUGGUGUGGUUCAUGGCGCGUGACCACCGUUUAAAAGACUCUCGCGGUUAUGGCGAGGACGAAAUAAAUGUAAAAAUAAAAAGUCAAGACACUAAGAGCCGUUUCCACGUAUCAUGGUUACGACCCAGUCGCUCGAGCAUCACAAUUUUAUAAUACAUAAACGUCCCAUUUAAAUGGAAUGUCUUCUGGAUCCUUUUAUGCGUAUCUAUAGCCCUUUACGUAAUUUAGAUUAUAUAAAUCGGUAUCUACAUAUGUUCAUGUAGUAAUUUGCGAAAGACAUAGGCAGAGAGACCAAAAAGCAGAAAAAAUAGUUAUGUAUGUAAACGGUAGGCAGUUUUCCCCGGGCGAAAGUCAGCUCUCUAGGGUGUAAGGUGAACUUGCAAGUUAACACGGCGAACUAAAGGGCCUAAGGGUCGAAUUAACCCGGUCGAAUGUAUAAUUUGCCCUCGUUUGCGGUUACUCAAGUGACCGGCCAAUUAUUUAUUAGCAGGCAGCAGAUGGCAGUUUAUAUACAAGUACAUGCAAUGCAUACCGACCAGCGCGUUACCACUGUAUACACUUGGCUAGCUAAGAGAUAGGUAUUUCUUUUAAUUCCUGACCCCAUGGUCAAAGGUCUCCCCUAAGUGAAGGGUUGGCAGCCAUAAGACUACCAGAGGCUUCAUGUUACGUCUCCAAUUAUAUCAAUUAGAAAUAUACUGAGUGCUCGUUUUACAUUUAAAAAAGUUUCGAAUAUGUUUGUUAAAUAAGGUGAUUUUAAUUUACGUAGUAAUAUUCGAUCAGUAUGUAUAAUAGGAAGGCUAUUCCUGUGGGCAGGCAGCCCUAAGGCAGAUGUGGAACCGGUGUCAGGCCCGGUGUUUCUACCCUACGUUAAUUUCUCUCUUAUAACAAAUACGAGACUGUAGCGUCUCUCCCAUCUUUACUCUACCACUAUGAUCGUCGAGGGUAACACGAGAAAUGGGAACAGAAAGCCGGCUGUUACGAUUCACCUGACAGCGGUGACCGGCAGCGCGUGCCGGCGUCCUGGCAGCUGCAGCCGGCCUGCCUUUGCCAUUUUAAUUAAUCCAGGGUUACAAUGAAUUUUUGAACAUUGUUCAGAUUUUAAAUAGGGGUUUUUUGAUUGUGCAUCAAUAAUAAUUUCAUACAACUGCGUUAUAAUCAUACUAAGUUAAUAUACCGAAUAAUGUAAGGAUUGCAGAGCAGAUGGAUAUCGCGUACGGCAUUAUCAUUCCCGGUAUAAAAUAUUCCUUCUGAGGGUGAACUUCGGAUGUUAUAUUGUACAUCUUUGUUUUUCCCUUUGAUAUAAUGAUUUAGUUCGCUUGAAUCGUAUGGCAGGGAACGAGUGCAAGGUGUUCCUUGCGUCAGCUGGCCCUCGCCUUCCCAGGCACCUGUUACUUUAGAGAAUUCUCUUAAGCGCAUUUUACAAUCCUACAAAGGACUUCUAUGGCAAGUGGCAGGCCUCACAUAAGACAUCAUCGUGGCGGUACUCACUGCAGCAGAUGUGGUCCAGGAUGGGGAGUCAGUAACCGCUGUACCAAGGGAAAGGAUACGGAGUGUGGAAAAUGUCUCCGUGGUACUUACAGUCCUCAUCACAGUACUCAGCCGUGUUGGAUCUGUUCACGUUGCGGACCUGGACUCUACGAGGCUCAUCCUUGUACUUCAAAGAUGGACACAGUCUGCGACUCUUGCCAUAGGCAGGCCCAAGACAAUCCUGAUUACCGUCGUAAAUGUCGCGGACAUAGCUUCUUCCUGGCGCCGGAAGAUGCACGCAACACCGGCGAAGAGAGUGUCCUAGUGAAUGAACCUGAAGAACAGUUUCGGAUGGACGGCCGGGAUCUCAUCCUUAGGGAGGACGUCGAAGCGGCAUUGGAAGACGUUGAUGACGUCGAUGAAGAAUUGGCUGGCAUGCAAAGACUUUAAAGACAUCAUCGUGAUCCUCAGGCUGAAAGUAAUCGACUGUAUAUAGAGGAACGACGGAAGAUGGAGGGAAAGAGAUAAUUAAGCGGAUAGUGAGGGUAGGACAAAAAAUUAAUUAAUUUCAAACUGGUGUGAGAAGCUGUAGGAUAAACGUUAAACUAGUCAAUCUUCGAGAAAGAUACUGAAUGAAACUCCCAGUAUAAUUAUUCAUUCUGUGUAACGUGUGUCCUCAACGUUUUUCAACCUGGAAAUGCAUGCGCAGAUACAAUCCUUUUUUUUUUCAAACAGCAGUGUAUAUGUAUUUUAUUUCAAUAUCGAUUACAGGUGAGAUUCGGUAAUCUUAUAUAAUUACAAGCCUAGCCGUCCUCUUGAUUAAUUAUCCCUCUCUUUGUUCACUUGUUUUUUCUCCUUUCAUAAUUCGGAAUGCGGAUCAUACAAGACUAAGCUAUACAGUACCAUGACCAUCAUCCUUCUGCUGAUGUGCAGAAUAAAACAACUUGAUACAUACUAUUAAAUUGUUUUCCGGUCACAAUAUACAUACAGAAGCAAACAUAGAAGGAUAGAAAGAAAGAGAGAGAGAGAGAGAGAGAGAGAGAAUUUCCCUGAUCAUAAAUUUC
This is a messenger RNA of Cephus cinctus (wheat stem sawfly), 3772 nucleotides long. RefSeq names its product tumor necrosis factor receptor superfamily member 14. Bases 2682 to 3158 code for a protein of 158 amino acids. The record is from RefSeq and is a predicted model, not a curated record. Gene Ontology annotation, cellular component: plasma membrane; cell surface. The transcript has 3 exons. Gene Ontology annotation, biological process: Rho protein signal transduction. NCBI's taxonomy places the organism in Eukaryota, Metazoa, Arthropoda, Insecta, Hymenoptera, Cephidae. Gene Ontology annotation, molecular function: nerve growth factor binding; death receptor activity; coreceptor activity.